Molecule: messenger RNA, 1344 nt
Organism: Orbilia oligospora ATCC 24927
Lineage: Eukaryota; Fungi; Ascomycota; Orbiliomycetes; Orbiliales; Orbiliaceae
Exons: 4
Coding region: 1-1344 (447 amino acids)
Biological process (GO): endosomal transport; vacuole organization
Molecular function (GO): ATP binding; ATP hydrolysis activity
Source: RefSeq, a predicted model, not a curated record
AUGGCGACUACCGACUUUCUCGGCAGGGCGAUAGAAACCGUCAAGAAGGCCAUUGAGGACGAUACCGCUCAGAACUACGAGAAAGCCUACCAGGGUUACUAUGACUCUCUCAACCUCUUCAUGCUAGCUUUGAAAUGGGAGAAGAACCCAAAGUCCAAAGAAUUAAUCCGCCAGAAAGCUACUGAGUACAUGGAACGUGCCGAGAAACUCAAGACCCACCUCGCGGACGACUCCAACAAGAAAAAACCGAAAGCGAUAGGCGCGAACGGGAAGGAAUCUGGUUCUGGAGGGAAGGGGAAAGGCGACGAAGAUGAUCUCGAUACCGAUUCUAAGAAGCUUAGAGGCGCAUUAUCCGGUGCGAUUUUGACUGAGAAGCCGAAUAUUCGAUGGGAGGAUGUUGCUGGUUUGGAACAGGCAAAAGAAGCCCUGAAAGAAGCCGUUAUAUUACCUAUCAAAUUCCCGCAUUUGUUCACAGGCAAGAGGAAGCCGUGGAAAGGUAUCUUACUGUACGGCCCUCCGGGUACCGGUAAGAGUUAUCUGGCGAAAGCGGUGGCGACGGAGGCGAAUAGCACUUUCUUCUCCGUGAGCAGUAGUGACUUGGUUAGCAAGUGGAUGGGAGAGUCAGAAAGACUCGUUAAACAAUUAUUUAGUAUGGCAAGAGAGAAUAAACCGUCAAUUAUUUUCAUUGAUGAGCUCGACGCCCUCUGCGGAAAUCGUGGUGAAGGAGAAUCAGAAGCUAGCAGGAGAAUAAAAACGGAAAUGUUGGUGCAGAUGGAUGGUGUGGGUCACGAUUCGACCGGUGUACUAGUCCUCGGGGCCACAAAUAUCCCAUGGCAAUUGGAUGGUGCUAUCCGUAGACGUUUCCAACGAAGAAUACACAUCGCCCUACCCGAUGCCGCGUCCCGCCAGCGAAUGUUCCAAAUCUCCGUCGGCUCAACUCCUUGCGAACUGGGACCCCAGGACUACCGACAACUUGGUAAAAUCUCUGAAGGUUACUCUGGCUCCGAUAUCAGUAUUGCAGUGAAUGACGCCUUGAUGCAGCCUAUUCGCAAAAUUCAGAUGGCGACACACUACAAAUGGAUCGAGGUACAAGAAAAAAUGAAGGACGAGAAUGACGAUAGGGAGGAGUGUGUGGUUAAGAGGAAGCUUACACCAUGUAGUCCUGGCGACAAAGGAGCUAUGGAAAUGACAUGGGUAGAUGUGAAGAGCGAGGACCUGGCCGAGCCCCCAUUGACGCUUAAGGACUUUGUGAAGGCUGUACAAAGUAGCAGACCGACUGUCAGUCAAGAAGAUGUUAAGAAGAGUAAUGAUUGGACUGCGGAGUUUGGUAGUGAAGGCGCGUAG